This is a messenger RNA of Colletes gigas, 2027 nucleotides long. RefSeq names its product protein lethal(2)essential for life. The coding region runs from base 171 to 857 and encodes 228 amino acids. The record is from RefSeq and is a predicted model, not a curated record. The transcript is spliced from 4 exons. NCBI's taxonomy places the organism in Eukaryota, Metazoa, Arthropoda, Insecta, Hymenoptera, Colletidae. Gene Ontology annotation, biological process: response to heat; protein refolding. Gene Ontology annotation, molecular function: protein folding chaperone.
AGCCGCGCUCAUUCUUAGGCAAGACAGCGCGCAGUACGGUUGUACGUGUCGAGAAAGUAUUCCGCUAUCACAAGCGAUCGUUCACGAAGUAAGCAGUGCUAUUGCUUAAAAAGAGUAUACCUCUUUAGUGGCUUGGUGAAAGAGACACGAGUGUGGUCGAAGAAAGAAUCAUGGCUGACAGUGGUAUCAAACGUAAUAUUCCCAUCAAGCUUGGUGACUUCAGCGUGAUCGACACUGAGUUUUCCAACAUACGGGAACGCUUCGACGCCGAGAUGAGAAAGAUGGAGGACGAGAUGUCACGGUUCCGUAGCGAGUUGAUGAACCGCGAAAGCAACAACUUCUUUAAGAGCACCACCAGUCGGCAUCAAUCGAGCAGCACCGAACACAGUACGUCGACGACCUCGAAGACCGCAGGUUGGGACAAGGUUAACUCUGCAGCACCGCCAAAGCGGUCCGCAUUCGACAGCUUCAAAAGCACCACCACGCAGAGCACCCAGAACAGCAGUUCUCUGAGCCCGCAGCACGAUUCCGCCUGGCUGGAUGGCCUCAACAGCCCCCUCAUUCAAGAUGAAGGCGACAACAAGAUGCUGAAGCUUCGAUUCGACGUCUCCCAGUACACACCGGAAGAGAUCGUCGUCAAAACUGUGGACAACAAGCUGCUGGUCCACGCGAAGCACGAGGAAAAAACGGAGAGCAAAUCGGUGUACAGGGAGUACAAUCGUGAGUUCUUGUUGCCGAAAGGAACCAACCCAGAGACCAUCAAGUCCUCGCUGAGCAAGGACGGCGUGCUGACCGUCGAGGCUCCACUUCCGGCGAUCGGCCAGGGCGAGAAACUCAUCCCGAUCGCGCACCAGUAAAAGAAAAAAAAAAGAAGCACAAUUUACCUGGACGUACGCACGAUACCAAUCCUCGAUAUCUUCCCUGAAAUUCCAUUAUUCGUGCGUCCGUCGGAUCGCUCCUUCCUGUCCCUGACGUCGAUUCCCGUAAGUUCACCUUUUUUUUUUCUUCUCUUUUCCUUCAACGAUUUUCUUGUUCUCUUCCAAAUCUUUUCACUCGUGGUAUCCGAUUUUUAUCAACGUCCCUUCCGCGAAAACUCAUCCUCCCCGAGUCCUUUGCCAGAUGAGAACGAUUUUGGAGACCGUCGACGCUCGCGAAAUUAACUCCAACAGACACCCUCGCGAGUAAUUAACGCUAGAUUCGCGUAUUCCCGGUCAGAUUCCGUAUUUAACGCGACAGAACUCGCGAAUAGCUAUUUACGUGGAACAUCAAUGCCCGUGAAUCUAGCGUCCGUUAUCGCGAAUCGAAAGGAUUCGCUGGCCAUUUUGUAUUCGUCUCGAAAGGUGAAAGAUCGCGUCGGUCGGUUUCCUUCCGGCGAAAUGUUUAAGCUGGAGGGGGAGUUGAUUUCGAUUGGCGUCGCGCCAAAGCGUCACGAAGGAUAAUCAAAUUUCAAACGAAUCGUUUGUUCGAUGGACGGAAAACAAAAAUAAAGUAUAGGAGUCCGUAGGACGUCGCGGUAAACGGUGUUCGACAACCACGCGACAAAACGCCUAAUUUUGUAUAAAACUUUAAACGUAUAGGUGUGUGUUUGAUAUACGCAGUGUUUCUUUUUUUUCUCGAUCAGCUUUGUCGCUUCGACGGUUCUUCGAAGUACACGUGUUUUCAUGGUUGUCGUUAAUCGAUCGAAUCUCGACCAGCAGCGAAUCAAAAUGCGGAAUCGGUUUGAAAGACCGCCCUGUUACGAUCUACAGUCGACGGAAAAUAGAUAAAUAAUUGUGAUCGUUAAGGUCUUGAACGGCGCCUGUACGUCGUGCGAGUAGUUGAAAAACAGAUGUUUGAUAAAUUAUUUUUCCUUUUGGUACGACCAGCUUUUACGACGCUUUGAUACUUCCUUUUUAGAAGUAACACAAAUAUUUUUUCAGAAACACGCAUUGCCUUUGAAAGUGUAUCUUUAAAUAUCGUUUCGUGAGAAGCACAAAGAGAAGAAAAUGAAAAAAAAAAAUAAAUAAAUAAAUAAAUAAUAACAGACA